Molecule: messenger RNA, 498 nt
Organism: Lycium barbarum (goji berry)
Lineage: Eukaryota; Viridiplantae; Streptophyta; Magnoliopsida; Solanales; Solanaceae
Exons: 2
Coding region: 1-498 (165 amino acids)
Source: RefSeq, a predicted model, not a curated record
AUGGCUUCAAUUCUGGAGGGGGGCAUUACCGUUUCACCACCUCCUUCAGCUGGGGAAGGACCUUCAGCUCCGGCAUUAUACACAGGUGAGGAAGAAAUUCAUUACCCGACUCCUCUAAGGUCGAUUGAAUUCAUUGAUACUUCAGGCGAUAUUUCUUCCGAAGAGGCACCUCUGCAAAGGACAAGACCUGGGGAGGCAACCGCUGCCAAAGCUGGUCAAAGGACUGAGCCGGUCCCGGAGACCGAAGUCCCCAUUGAUGUUCAUCCGAUGCCCGACCAUGAGGCUGCUGCAACUUCGGGGCUCCCUGCCUUUGCCGAAGCUGCUGAAGUCCUUCCGAGUUCUCCAGCCCCGGCUUCAAGAUCGGAUGAGUUUGAAGACAUGUUUUCAGACACCCCUCCUGCUACCGGUGAAGCUGCUGAUUUCGGAUAUCUCCCGAUCCCUCGAGCCAUGAGGACGGCUAGUCGGACCAUCGAGUCCGAGUGUGGUGCUUGUCAAUGA